Molecule: messenger RNA, 1265 nt
Organism: Neltuma alba
Lineage: Eukaryota; Viridiplantae; Streptophyta; Magnoliopsida; Fabales; Fabaceae
Exons: 1
Coding region: 65-1006 (313 amino acids)
Source: RefSeq, a predicted model, not a curated record
CCUUCCUUCCUCCAGAAUUCAAAUCCAAAACCCCACAGAAUCUCAAGUUUCAUUCUUCAGAGCAAUGGGUUGCGUCUCUUCUAAUCUACUCAACCACAACGACGAGUUUCCUCAACUCGGUGCUUCCGCUAUCGGCCACCACAUCGUCUCUCUCACCUCCACCACCUAUGGCCUCCUCAACCUCGACCCUCCUCAAACUCCGACCAUCCCGCCCACUCGCUUCACCCUCGACUCCAUCUUCUCGAGCCCACUUCGUGAACCCAAGCCCCUCUGGUCCGAACCAGAGGUCAUUAACUCUUGGGAGCUCAUGGCAGGUCUUGACACUGACAGUUUCCGAUUUUCUCCUCUGCCUCUAUGCAAACCCUUCACCACUAAAGAUUCAACCUUUGAUAAAGAAAACUCGAACCUAAACCGAAACCAGUUCAAUCUUCAAAAGGAGUCCAGUGUUUCCGUCAAAUCCGACUCAGUCAAGCCAUUACUGGAGCGAUUCGAGAGAAUAUGCCCACCCAAUGGGGAAAACAGAGUGGUGAUCUAUACGACAACGUUGAGAGGCGUUCGAAAUACUUUCGAAGCAUGCAAUGCUGUGAGGGCUGCGUUCGAGGGCUUUGGCGUUCAAAUCUGUGAGCGAGAUGUGUCCAUGGAUCGAGGGUUUAGAGAGGAGCUAAGGGAAUUACUUAAAGGGAAGGAGGAGAAGGAGUCGAUUUUGCCUCCAAGAGUGUUUGUGAAAGGAAGCUACAUUGGUGGGGUUGAAGAGCUAUUGAGGAUGGUAGAGGAGGGUUUAUUAGGGAAGCUUCUAGAAGGUCUACCCAGAAAAAAAGCUGGUUCAGUUUGUGGGGGUUGUGGGGAUAUGAGGUUCUUGCCUUGUGAUAAGUGUAAUGGGAGCUCCAAGAAGGUGGUGGUGAUGAUGAAGGAAGAGAUGGGUCAGAAGAAACAGGGGAGGAUGGUUGUGAUGAGGUGCACUAACUGUAAUGAAAAUGGCUUAGUGAUAUGCCCCAUUUGUACCUGAUUUAUAGUGAUUAUUAUUAGUAGGAUUACUUUUUCAUAGGUUUUGUCUCUUUGCUUAUGUUCUUUGUGAUAGUUAUGGUGAUGAUUCUCAUGUCACCAUUUUUGUGACUUACAUCACAAAUGAUUUUUUUCCCUUUUAAGAGGGAGAAUUGACCUGCUAAUGUAAAGACUAAAGAGAAAUAUGUGUACGUUGUGUUUAGUUGUUCCAUUGCUUCAUCUAUGCGGCUGCUAAUAGCUCCAGUUUAAGAAGGUUGAGGUUU